AUGGAUUCUGAAACUCCUUACACAGCACUAGCACCGCCUGUGUUUGAUGGUGAUAAUUAUCACAUCUGGGCAGCAAGAAUGGAGGCACACCUUGAGGCAAAUGACCUUUGGGAAGCUGUUGAGGAAGACUACGAUGUUCCUCCUUUACCAACCAAUCCAACUAUGGCUCAGAUUAAACAUCAUAAGGAGAGGAAAGCAAGAAAGUCAAAGGCAAGAGCUACUUUAUUUGAUGUUGUCUCACAAGACAUUUUUACCAUAAUCAUGACAAUCAUAUCAGCAUUUCAAAUCUGGAAUUUCCUCAAGGAUGAAUAUGGAGGAGAUGAAAGGAUCAAGGGAAUGCAAGCACUGAAUCUGGUUAGAGAAUUUGAGAUGCAAAAAAUGAAGGAGUCAGAAACAAUCAAGGAGUAUGCUAACAAACUUCUUGGCAUUGCAAACAAGGUGAGAUUACUAGGUACUGAAUUUUCUGAUUCAAGAAUAGUUCAGAAAAUAUUGGUAACAGUUCCUGAAAAAUUUGAGGCUUCUAUUACCUUAUUGGAAAAUACUAAGGAUUUGUCAAAGAUCACCUUGGAAGAACUUGUAAGUGCUAUGCAGGCCCAAGAGAAAAGGAGCAAAAUGAGGGAUGAAGUUUAUGUGGAAGGAGCAUUGCAAGCUAAAUUGCAAAUAAACCAAGCAGAAAAGAAAAAAAUGAAGAAUUAA
Molecule: messenger RNA, 696 nt
Organism: Cajanus cajan (pigeon pea)
Lineage: Eukaryota; Viridiplantae; Streptophyta; Magnoliopsida; Fabales; Fabaceae
Source: RefSeq, a predicted model, not a curated record